AGUGCAAAGGCGAGUGUUGUUGUGGCAAUGUAUUCAGUGUUUCCUCUCAUAAUUGUUUGAAAUAUUUGUUGAGAGUCCCGUCAAGUGUUACUAUGGAGAUUCAUCAGUGGUUUUGUUGUUAUUUGAGUUAUUUCAAGUGUUUCUCAAGUGUUAUAUCAAGUGUGGUGAUCGAUUCAGUGUUUCCUUUUCUUAUAAUUGUUGGAAGUGUUUUUCGACUGCCCUGUCACGUGUUACUGUGGUGUUACUGUGAAAAUUCAUCAACAUUUUAGUGUUCUUUUAGUUAUUUCAGUUGUUUGCCAAGUGUUAUUACCGUGGCGAUUAAUUCAGUGUCUCCUGUCCUUAUAAUCGUUUGAAGUGUUUAUCAAGUGUCCCGCCGCAAGUUACUCUGGGAAUUUAUCAGUUGCUCCCAGUCCUUAUUGUUGUUCCAGGUGUUAGAAAUAAUCAGGCAGACAGUAGUUGAAAUUAAAAUUAUACUUAUAAGAGAACAAAGAAAGCCGUGGCAGUGGGGAAGAACAGGAAGAGUAACUAAAGGCAGUGAGUUUGAGAGUGUGGGAGUGAAGCUACUGGGACCGUAUUGUGGAAUGUCUUUGCGCACCACCUUCACUACUUAUGAACGGUUCUCAUGACAGAUUGAAAGGAAAGAAGGACCAAGGAAGCGAAGCAAACAAGACCCACGAAAAUGACAUUGUCUAAAAAAGAAAAAAAAGAAAAAAAAGAAAAGAAAAAAAAAAAGAAAAAAAAGUUGCAGUAGAAGAAAGAAAACAAAUGAUGCAAAAGAUAGAAGUGAAAUGAUUAUUUUGUGUAAGAGGGGCUCCGUCACAGGGCAACGAAAUUAAAGAAAACAAGCUCUACCGAGGUGCCAUUCCCUAAAGAAAAGUCAAAAUUAUUAUCCAAAAUUGGACGAUGAGUGCCUCGAAACCUCCCUCUUGAAAAAAAGUUCAAGCCAUAGGAUGGAGGGAAUACAGAAACAGGCAGGGAGUUCCAGAGCUUACCAGAGAAAAGGAUGUUGAGAAUACUGGUUAAAUUUUGCAUUAUAGAGGUGGACUGAAUAGGAGUGAGGGAAAUUAGAAAGUCUGUGUUUCGGUGAAGAAAAGGUGAGAUUUAGUAGAGGAGAGGUGGUGCUCACACAUUGAAAAUUAGGUCUAAUCCCACGAAUGUUGGAUAAGUUAACUGGAAAAGAAAGAUGACACUUAGGGUCGAUACCAGAAGAGCAGUUCGACCUGAGGACGUUUAUGGUUCCCUCCCUGGAUGGGAACUCCAAGGCUGGUGUAGGAGUCGCUAUGUUAAAAAUUUUGGACCUCGAGUGAAGGUUGUGCGUGUAAUUAGGUGGAUGUAGAGUUUUGCGAAGGAGAGUCGUCUUGAGGGGGCAGACUGUGAUUGCCCUCUUGUGUUGUGACAAAGGGAGGCAGCAAAGGUUGAGGGAGGUCACAGCUGGGUCAUAGAUAAGUUCACAACACCACUUUGGUCCAGUGUUUGAGGCCUCCGUGGGAGUAAUAAUCGUUUAGACAGAGAGAAUAGAAAAAAAAAACACGCAACAAAUUAACUUGAAAAGAAACUGGAAUAAUACAAGAACAAAAGAAUAAUAUUUGAGAGACAAUGAAAAAAAAAGAAAGAAAAAAAACUCACAGAACGUCCAACAACAACAACAACAACAACAACAAAAUAUCUUAUCUUAUCGCGUCACGUCACCCCUCGCCUUGCAUCCUGUGUGUGUGUUGACGCCGCGGAGAGAUGGCAGAGGGCGGAGGACGGAUGCAAAACACAACCUCUGAGGAUAACGCCAAUAAAUCCUCUGUAGUCGACCACACGAAGGGGAAAACAGAGGAGGAUGAGUGCCCUGCAGUCACCACUAAAGAUACGAGUGAACCAGAAGAUGUCAUGGCGAAGAAUAAGACUAAGGCAGAGCAACUCCUGGCGCUGGGCAUAGAGUGUCUGGAGAAGGACGAGGACCGGGAGGCGCUGAACCACCUGACGGAGGCCAUAGCAUUGGACGCCAGUAAUCCUCUCCUCUUUAUUAACAGGGCGGCAGCGUAUGCCCGGCUGAAGAAUUACGACGAUGCAAUGGAGGACGCCGAGACUGUGGUGGAGAUGCGCCCGGACUGGCCCGAGGCAUAUUUGAGGAAGGGGUCGAUAUACCUUGCAGAGUGGAGGCACCGUCUGGCCUACUGUGCCUUCCAGUGCGGCCUGAGCCUGGACCCGGGGAGUGAGAGGCUGGGGAGGGCCUUCUUUGAGAGCAAGAUGAGGAUGCAGAAGGCGAAGAAUGGCACCGUCUACCCGAAACCUCCCACUCACCCACUGAUGGACAAGUCGGCACACAAGGAGCUCAGGAGGAACUCUUUCACCAGAGACUUCAUGAGCGAUCCGGAGUUCGUUGACAUGCUGAACAGAAUGAGGAGAGACUAUGACCUGUGGCUCGAGGUACAAAAUUCAGAAGACACGCGGUACAUGGUGGCCAGCACAGUCGCUAUGGCCUUUGAAGUCAACGCUGAGGAGGUGGACUGGAGCGACACACAGGAGAAGGAGAAACACAACGAGGAUCUAGAGAGGUUCAGUUAUCCUUACGUUCAAAGUUUCGAGGCGGUGCGCGAGGUUGUCAUCCCCGCGUCUCCACCAGCCCCGCCUGAGGUGAAGAGGAGCAGGACCCCGCCGCCCGUCGUGAAGUAUCCCAAGGGGUGUGAGAUAGAUGGGUCUCCCCUGUUUAGUGGGGUGAUGGACAUGCGCAUACCUUCGUUUUCUUUGGAGUGAAUGUCGUCGGUUUAUAAAGGUGGAUCACGUGAGGGAGAGAAGGCGAGUGGCCAGCGUCCCCGAGUUGCAUGAGUACACCACGCCCUCCACGCCUGUUGUCCCACUCCCGCUCCUCUACAGUUCCUCUAUUCCCAUUACCUGGAGUUGCUCUGCCCGAGGAAAGAUCCGUCAUUCAGAACCUACAUACGUUCGUAACAUACACACCAUAAUUUUUUUUUUCCUACUAAUGGUACUUACUUUAUUAGUGUUCCUUGGGAAAGACGAUUUAGUCAUUCACUUCAUGCAUGCAUACAUACAUACAGUAUAUACAUUUGGAGGAGGCAGUAGACACCUGCUGAAGUGAUAAUUACUCCCAGUGAGGUUUCAAACACUGGACCAGGGGGUGUUGAGACCUCACUGAACGUUUCCCUUUGUCUCACAACACAAGGGGGCAGUCACAGCCUGCCCUCUAAAGACAACUCUCUUCCUUCACACAAAAUUACAUGCACCUAAUUACUCACACACUCUUCACUCAAAAUUCUAAACUACUUUUGACUGCUUGGGGACCGGCAGCUCAGUAGGCCUUUUCUUUUCUAUAUAUAUAAAUUUGUUGUCCUUUGCCGUGCCUCUUCUACAUAAAAAAAAAAAAAAAAGCUUGCAUACGCACUUACAUAGAUAACAUAUAUUCUAAACCUAUUUUUCCUGCUAAUGAUACUUAUUCUCUUAGAGUUCUCCUUGGCAAUACGUUAAAUCAAAACUUGUUAUUUAUUUUCAUACUAAUUUUCAUACAUAUUUAGAUACCAUGCAUUCUUAACUUUUCUUUUUUUUCCUGCUAAUGGUACUCAUUUCAUUAGAGUUUUCUUUGGCAAUAUACUAAGAAGGAUUUUGCUAAUUUUUAUACAUACUUAAACAUCAUAAUUAUAUCCUUAACUUUUUUUUUUUUAUAUAUAUAACCUGAUAAUGAUACUUAUUUCAAAAGACUCUUCCUUGGCAGUAUACUAGGCAAAUGUUACUAUUAAUUUUCACACACACACACACACACACACACACACACACACACACGAGAGGAAGGAAGGAAGACACAAGGACCAAACACAAACUCACAAAAAAGAAAAAAAAAAAGACUCCACUAAUUAUCUCUCCCAUAAAAUAAGAAUAAUACUAGAUAAGAGGUAAUUCCUGUGAGAAGGUGCCUUGAAAUUCCUAUUAGUUCCACCACUACUUAGUCUUCUUCAGCCAUUCCUUACUGCGCCUCUAUGAAAAGGUGUGUUUUGUCAGUAGGCUGUGUGUUAGGCUUUUACUUACCUCAAUUAUUCCCUCCCUCCUUUUCAUUAUUACUUUGUUUCUCUUAUCUUUGUGUGUGUGUGUGUGUGUGUGUGUGUGUGUGUGUGUUAUUUUGCAGUCAUAUCAGCUUCAUCAUGAUGGAUACACACUCGCACACACACACGCACACACACACAUACACACACACGCUUCACUUUGCUAGUCGAGUCUUUAAUAUUGCUGAAUGUUAAGUUACUUUUAAUGCAAUACUCUGAUGAUGUAACUUGUGUGAUAUUCUUAUUGUUUUUAGAUGAUUAUGAUGAUGAUGAUGAUGAUGAUGAUGAUGGUGAUGAUGGUUAUGAUGAUGUUGCCGGUAGUUGUGGUGAUGAUCAUGAUGGUGGUGGUAAUUAAGAUGAUGAUGAUGAUAGUGAUGAUGAUAUUUAAAUGGUGACGAUGAUGGUGAUUAUGAUACUUAAAUGAUGAUGAUAGUGAUGAUGAUACUUAAAUGGUGACGACGAUAGUGAUGACGAUGAUAGUGAUGAUGAUACUUAAAUGGUGACGAUGAUAGUGAUGAUGAUACUUAAAUGGUAACGAUGAUGAUGAUGAUGAUACUUAAAUGGUGACGAUGAUGAUGAUGACGAUGAUAGUGAUGAUGAUAAUGAUGAUGAUGAUGAUAAUGAUGUUAAAAUGUUAAUGAUGAUGAUAGUAGUCAUGAUGAUAGUGAUGAUGAUGAUGAUGAUGCAGGUAGUUGUGAUGAUGAUGAUGAUGUAAUGAUGAUACUUUUAUUAUAAUGAUGAUGAUGAUGAUGUUAGAUAUAAUGAUAAUGAUGAUUGUUAAGAUGAUAUCCAUAAUGAUAAAGAUGAUAAAUAUGAUUAUGAUGAAAAUUAUUAUUAAAGUAACGUAACAAUAAGAACUUAAAAAAGCAUAAGGGAACAAGGGAAACUGCCGGAAGCCAUCAGACCUACUCGUGGCAGUUCCCGUAAUAAACAAGCUUGCCUAUUUCCAUUUAAUCCACUAAUUGAAAGUUCCCAAAUGACUCGGCACUAACAACAGUAUUAUUUUACUCUUUCACCAGUCCCAACAUGGCUCUUCUUACUCUUCUCAGCAGAUAGAGCUUUCAUUUUGAGUAAUUUAAACCCCAUACAUAUCCAUCGCAAAUUAAUAAUGCUGACAUCGAUUUUUAAAGAUAUAUCUAUAUUGCUCCUAUGACAACGCUAAAAAAAUAAAAAAUAAAUAAAUAAAAUAAAAACUAAUGAUUUGCGGGGAAAACAACAAGCAGAUUAAUUUAAGACAGGCCGAAAACUACGAGGAAGAAAAAAAAAGUAGUUUCGUCUGGAAUAGAGAGACUGGUGAGAAUAAAAAUUUUACCCUAACAGUUUGAUUGCGUCAGUUCCAUUAAUUUACAACUCUAUUUGAGAACCAAUUCAUUCCCCCCCUUUUUUUUUUUUUUUUCUAACAUUAUCAAGAUUCAACAUAUUCUUAUCUUGAUUACUGGCCUUGAGAAUUUUGCUUGUGUCACCCUUGAUAUAUCCCCUGUACCAUUUAAAGACUUCUGUGAGAUCCCUUCUUAACCUACGCCGCUUUAAAGUAACUAAGGAACGUACAUUUAAAAGCUUCAUUCUCUUUUCGUAUCAAUAUAUUUAAUCCUGUGUAUCGUUUGAGUCAUUCUGCUUUGUACUGAUUCUAACAUACGUGUAUUGAUUUUGUUAUGUAAGAACCAGAACUGCACAGCGCAAUGUAAGAGAGGUCUGACCAGUGCCAGUGUAACCUUAAUAAUUAUGAUGAUGGUGAUGAUGACGAUGAUGAUGAUGAUGAUGAUGAUGAUGAUGAUGAUGAUGAUGAUGAUGAGAAUAAGACCUAGAAGAUUAGCUGAUAUGAUAUUGUUAUUGUUAUUAUUAUUAUUAUUAUUAUUAUUAUUAUUAUUAUUAUUAUUAUUACUAUUGUUGUAUUACUACUACUACUACUACUACUACUACUACUACUACUACUACUACUACUAUUUCUGUUACUACUUUUACUACUACUACUACUACUAUUACUACUCAUUAUCAUUAUUAUUAUUAUUAUUAUUAUCAUUAUUAUUAUUAUUAUUAUUAUUAUUAUUAUUAUUAGUAGUAGUAGUAGUAGUAGUAGUAGUAGUAGUAGUAGUAGUAGUAGUAUCUUGACUCACAUUAAGUACUCAUAAUAACAAAGCUGUGAAGAUAACAGUGAUAAAGCUUCCUAAUAUAUGUAACAUCUGAAGUCACUGUAAUCUCUUCCUCUUCCUUCAUUUCUUCCUUGUGUAAUUAGUCAGUGUAGCCUCUCUGUACGUGGCUGUGUAAGACAAGAGCAUGCAGGUGUGUUCAGGUUCCGUAGGUAGGAUAAUAAUGCGAUGUAGGUGUGAUUAUGAUGCUUUAGUCCUUUGUAAUGAAGAAAGUGACACGAUUUUUGUACCUCCGGAAAAAAAAAUAUGAAAAAAAACAUAAAAUCUGAUCUUGUGA
This is a messenger RNA of Scylla paramamosain (green mud crab), 6467 nucleotides long. RefSeq lists its product as uncharacterized. Gene Ontology annotation, molecular function: Hsp90 protein binding. The record is from RefSeq and is a predicted model, not a curated record. The coding region runs from base 1732 to 2745 and encodes 337 amino acids. The transcript has 8 exons. NCBI's taxonomy places the organism in Eukaryota, Metazoa, Arthropoda, Malacostraca, Decapoda, Portunidae.